CAAUUCGCAAAAGGGUGACGGGGAGGGGUUGACUGAGCAAAAGCGCAUUUCGGCUGCAUAUGGCCUGACCACUCUUCACCUUGUUGCUCUCCUUCUUGCAGCUUUCUCUUUCUCUGUCUGCCCAUUUCAGUCUGAGAUUCCGUCACUACGACAGGACGAGAUCAAACAAUGAUGGAAUCCGACCCAAACGUCGUUGAGAAUCGUCAUUCCCCGCUCCCUGGCGGCGAAAGCAGCAACCACAACCUCGCUAUCCCGUUCCCAGCACGCCUCAGCCGUCUCGGCAGCCCAAUCCAGCCGGCCGUGCCCUUGAAGUCGGAGCUGAUGGAGUUAACUAGAGCUCGUCUCCCACUUCGGGCGGCUAUCACAGGGACGGAGCGACAAACUAUGCCGCCUCCUCUGCGCCCACCAGCACCUCCCCGUUCGAACAACCCCAUAUUGCAGACGGAGACCCAAGAGUCCAAAAACCCCGUACUCCGACGCUAUCAAGAUUAUAAACAGCAGGUGGGGGCCCUAGAGCAGAGCAAUAAACACCAGCUAUUGAUGGCGCAGCAGGAGCAGGAAGGGAGAAAACCACAGCCACAACCCUUGCCAGGACAGGCCCUCAAUCUUGGAGGAGCGCUCGCUCAAGAGGAGCUCCCCCAAACUCACUACACCAUAUCCGAAGAUGAGGUGGGGGGUUCCAGGGAUAUGUUGGAUAAUUUGGCAAAGAUGCAGCAGGAGCGGGAACAACAGAAGAGUCGAAUUGAGCAAGCGCGGAGGCAACUGCAGAUAGCGGCGAAGCGGGAGGCGGAGUUGGCGAUGGAGGCGCAAGCGACACGAUCGGUGCCCACAAACCGAAUGCCGAUGCCUGUUCCCCUGGAUGCAGCCUCGAGGUAUGGGAAAUUGGGGGCGGGCUUUGACGCAACCGCCAACGCGUCUUCGGCCCUGUCACCAGGCACGGAUCUUGCUCGAAGCAUGCUCGAGUAUAUUCACAGCCUGGAGGCUCACUUCGGGAUUCCAAAGUCUAACCUGGACAUGUUCAACGCUCCCACCAUUAACAUCCAAGUUUUCCACUGUCUGGGAGACCGCGAGGACCCGGAAACCUACCUGGUCGAACCAGAAUGGCAGACGCAUGACGACGAAAUCAUACUCAGGGGCUACUCCCCCGUGCGCUAUGCCGACGGCUACAUUGAGAACAGAGGCAACAUCGCCUUCGCCGUCUACAAACACUACACGGUCGAGCACCAAAAAUCCGAGGUAGAACAGGCCAUGAAGGCCAAUGAGCCACUCCCCAGCCCGCAGCCAGCCUACCAGGAUGUGAAGCUCGUCUCGAGCGAGAUGGUCCAGGCCGUGAAAGCAUUCAUCGCCCAUUACCCAACCUUCUGCGCCGAUCUUCUGGAGUCGGACGGCAGAGGAUUCGAGAGGAUGAUCAUAUCCCCCCAUAUAUGGUGGUAUCACUGCCGCAAAAAGCAUAAAACCCAAGACCUCCCUCCCGGGCAAGCCAACUUAGUGGCCGCCCUCACUGACUGGCUAGAAGCAAGCUUCGGGCCCCUGUACAACGCGAUCGAGCACCAGUUCCGCACAGGCCGAGUUUCCGGGGAGUCCAUCGAAUACUUCAUCCACCCUGGGCAGAUACUUGUCCUUAAAGAUGACGGUAGCGGAAUGCCAAAGGGCUACCUAGCAACGGAGCGACCAAGGUUCACUAUCAAGGAAGGACAACAAAAGCUACAGCAGCGGCUCUGGGAAGUAAACGCGUGCUCAUACUCGUACGCAGGUGAAUUCUAUCGAACGGACAAGAUUAUCACUCUGCACUCCGAAAGCAAUUCGUUAGACAGAGAAGUUGACAUCGCAAACCUGAAGGCUGCGCCCCUCCAGUAUGCGGGCGAUGAGAUUAAAGAAGUGCUAGAGCGUCGAGGGAAAACUUUUUGGAAGUGCCGUGGCAAGCGUUUGGUUUCCUACGAAGCAGACCCGAACUCCAAAGACAAGAAGCAUGCGCGCCAACGGUUCAUGACCGAUUUUGCCACUUACAAGGAACUUCACCCAGACAACCCGUACCUGCGAUCCAUGUCUUAUCAGAAGAUUGGCAUGGCUGGGCAUGAUUCCCUUGGUUCGCAUCCUGAGCUAGACCUGCCCACGGAUGGCAGCGAACCUGCGGCGCCUAGCAUCUACCUGUUUCCGGGACACCUCCCCGGCUUUGACCUACGCCGCAAGAAGUGGGUCAACCUCGAAGUCGACCGAAUAGGGGAGGUGGCGUGGAACGACGAAGCCUUCCAUUCUCUCGUCGCCGACGAAGACAUGAAAGAGCUCGUCCUGGCGCUGGUCACCAACCAGCUUGCCUCCGAAACGGCCACCGACCUCAUCGACAGCAAGGGCAACGGCCUAAUAAUGCUCCUGCACGGCUCGCCGGGCACAGGGAAGACGUUCACGGCUGAAUCUGUCGCCGAGAUUGCCAGGAAGCCCCUCUAUUCAGUCACGUGUGGCGACAUUGGCACCGAGCCCGAUAUCGUGGAGCAAUACCUCUCCAAGGUCUUCAACCUGGGCAAGAUCUGGGACUGCGUGGUGCUCCUUGACGAAGCUGAGGUCUUUCUCGAGCAGCGCACGCUACAGGACCUCAAGAGGAACGCGCUUGUCUCGGUUUUCCUCCGGCAACUCGAGUACUACGAGGGCAUCCUGAUCCUGACAACCAAUCGCGUGGGCACCUUUGACGAGGCGUUCAAGUCGCGCAUCCAGCUCGCACUGCGGUACGAGCCCCUCGGCCGGGACCAGCGCAAGCAGGUCUGGCGCAACUUCCUGAACCGGCUGCGCGCGCUUGGCGAGGGCGACAGCAUCGACUUCAGCGAGGUGGCGUCUCACAUGGACGAGCUGGCCGGGUACGAGAUGAACGGGCGCGAGAUACGGAACGCCAUCACCACGGGCCGGCAGCUGGCCAAGUACAUGAAGGAAAAGAUGACCUUUGGGCACCUAAAGCGGGCCAUCGGCGUGACGGAGAAGUUUGACCGGUACCUGGCCGAGGUGAGGGAGGCGGAUGCGGACGACGCCGGCGGGAGGGGGGCGGAUGGGAGGUACUCGGCCGAAUAUUUCGCGAGGGCAGACGGGACCAGAUAAGGUGCGGGCAAUGUUCGCCAGUGACCUUGCGCGUGUGGCUGGUCACGUGAUCACUUGUACACAGAGGGCGGGAGGGGAGACACGGGCUUCCGAUGACCGGGGUCAGAUAAAAUAUCCGUUGGCCGAUCCCCCUCACUCAGAUGGACAAUCUCUUUAUUCGCACACAAUAUACGGCACCUACCUCCUUACAGGAGUAACGCUCGUUGUUCAGGA
Molecule: messenger RNA, 3297 nt
Organism: Gaeumannomyces tritici R3-111a-1
Lineage: Eukaryota; Fungi; Ascomycota; Sordariomycetes; Magnaporthales; Magnaporthaceae
Exons: 3
Coding region: 169-3084 (971 amino acids)
Molecular function (GO): ATP binding; ATP hydrolysis activity
Source: RefSeq, a predicted model, not a curated record